Brassica napus (rape) is the source of this 4567-nucleotide messenger RNA. RefSeq lists its product as uncharacterized. The coding region runs from base 2154 to 4439 and encodes 761 amino acids. The record is from RefSeq and is a predicted model, not a curated record. Gene Ontology annotation, molecular function: zinc ion binding. The transcript is spliced from 2 exons. Lineage: Eukaryota; Viridiplantae; Streptophyta; Magnoliopsida; Brassicales; Brassicaceae.
GUAAUCCAUCAGGAGUGAAAUGUGAACAGAGUUUUGGACUAUUUUGGAUGAACCGUUAUCCACUUUUCCAUGUAGAUACAGAUGGAUAUUGCUUAUAGCCGAGGACUUCUAGAAACUUGAAUUAGGUUACAACGGGACCAUAUAUAUAGUAUAUUAGUAUAGCAACUUACAGCAAAUAUCUUGGUCAUUAUAUAUACCUUCUUUUUUUCUUCUAAAGAACUACAUCAUAAUAUUUCCCACAGAUUGUUGCUGUUAACAAAUCUCAACAAAUUCCCUAAUCCAUAAUAGUUAAUUUAGUAAAAAUUACUUUCGCACAUUUGGAAGGAGUACUUUCUGGAGCCACAGCAGAAAAUGAGUUCUAUAACUGUUUCUCAUCUCAAUCCACAUGGAAACAUAUAAGAGAGCAAAGAGGAAAAAAGUGAUGGAGCCAGUAUAGUCUGGUUCUCGCAAAGUAUUACUCGAUUCUCUUUCAUCAGUUGGCUAGCGGUCAAAGAUAGGGUGGCAACGGGAUGCGUAUGAAAAGAAAUUUUGAUGCCUUUUUUUUUGUCCUUGCACCUACACUAUGAAAUAGGAGUGGUAGGAAGCCUUUUCGGGAGGACACCCGAUUCAUAUUGGAAAACACUUACCUGGCUAGUGGCUACUACUCACACGUAUGACUUUCUCAAUUUCAUACUUCUGAGAUUAGUAUUUCAGGUGACCAUCUACUACAUCUUGAGAUAAUAUAAUGAUAAGCGUCACAAGCACAUCACUAGAACGGUGAAACAGUUAGCUCGGGAGAUUGGCAAAACGAUAUGGAAUCAUAUUAUGUCAACUAAGUAUUACUCAAAGCCAAUAAUGCUCCUGGGUCUUUUACACAGAUGGUUCGAAGGUUAUGAAAGUGUUACGUAGUCUGGUUUGUUUCUAUCGUUUCAAUUCUUGAAGUAUUCAUUAGUAUGUACCCUUUUUAAAAAAACUUUUGAUCAACAAAUUUAACAUAUCAUAGAAAAAAAUUGUAUCUAUUGAUUUAAUUACAAUACAGUGGAAAACAAGACAGUUCUGAGAAUCUGAGAUAGGAAAUGGAAUGUGAAGAAACAGCUGAUUGAUCGGAUAAAUGAACAGCUUAAAAUAAUUUAAUUUUAAUAAAAAUAAAGAGAUAAAGAAGAAUAAGACAAGGGAGAAGACAUGUGACAUGUUUUAGGAAAGUAGGUGGCCGAAUCUAUCAUUAUAACCAUAUUGUAUGAUUUGAUAAAAAAAAAAAUAUUGUAUGAUUUGAUAAAAAAAAACAUAUUGUAUGAUAAUUGACUUCAGCUAAUUUAUUAAAAGUAUAGAUAUUUAUGCUAUAACUUUAUAUAUCUGUAAUUUAUAUAAAAAUAUCGGAAUCUGGAUACAACUUAUUUCAAUAUGGUGUUAGCAAAUAUAAACUGGGAAAAUUGGAAAAAUGGGACACUUUGAACUUUUAUUUGUCACAAUAGGAUUUCUGAUAUUUUGGACAAUUCUGGACAUAUUUUACCCUUUUUUAAUAGAAAAAAUAGUAAACUGAAUUUUAAAAAUGUUAAAAAAUAUCAAAACUAUUGGAAACAUAAGUAUGACAAUAUAUAUGUUUAAAUUGUUUUUUUUUUUAAAAUGAAUCAUAUUUUAUUUCAUCUUCUAGCUACAGUUAUAAUACUCAUUCUGGUCAUCUACUUAGUCUAGAAUUCGGCUACUAAUGUUUAUACAUAGAUAUAUCUUUGGUAUACAACGUAACCUAUCUUUUCUUAUAUAUUCUAACCAAAGCUAGGUUACGUUACGUUAUAAUCAAGAAAGAUGUCUUUCUUAUACCUUUAGCUUGGUUACGACAUGUAGCCACAAUGCGUUGAUAUACCCUAUCUAUAUUUGGAGCCAUGAUGUGGUCUGCCUUUUACCUUAUGUGGCGCCUAGGGAAGAAUAUGUUUCACAUCUACUCUACUGUGUUCUGACUUACAUAGGUUAUACAUUCUACAGGAAAUCCGAAAAAUAUGGAAACUUCCAUAAUCGGUUAAAGAUGUUUCCUAAAUCUAAACUAAAUCUUCCCUAAAUAUCUCCAAGAAUAUUUUCUCCCACGUUUUUCUCCUUCUCCCACGAUCUUUUGUCGUCGUUCUUUGUGUUUCUCUCUUCUUCAUCGACAUAAUCAUCUCUCUUUUCUCUAUCAAUACAACAUGGUUCUAAUCUAUGUCAAAUCGGGUGAAUGGAUGUGUAGUCGCGGUGAUGACUGGAGUUUCGUGGUAGACAAAGAAAGGCGUGGUCGAAUGGUAACAUUAGCAACUACUACUACGUUGAAGCAGCUCAAGAUAAUGGUGUGUGAGGAUUAUGGGGUGGACCAUAAUGCCAUUAAUGCCGAGUUCAGUUAUUCGUUGUUGAAUCAAAAAGGGAAUCCUCCUAUUAUUAUCACCAAUGAUCGGCAAGCAUCUAAUUUUGUGGGCUAUGCAAAGAGGGAAUCGUCUACUACCUUGUGUGUGAUGUUCUCUGUUUCCGGUGUAAAUCAAAAGGAACGAGUCAAUAUCGAUUUGAAUAAGGAGCCUUGCGAUUCAAGUAAUGUUGAGGAUGAAGAAGUUCCUGAGAUAAAUCGAGCAGAGUUUGUCAAGCCGUCAAAGGAGUCUUUUGUUAAAAGAACGAAUCAUGUCGCUGCAGAUGGUUGCGGUCCUUUAAGGAGUGAAAACAUUGAACUUUUUCAAAACAAUGGAGACAGUGAUAAGGAUGGUCGAGCUUGGAGAGGAGACUUCGUGAAGAAGGAUCAAAUUUUCACAAGUAAAGGGGUUCUGAAGGCAACAAUGGAAAUUUUAGCGAUGAAGAAUAAUUUCGAUUACACUGUUAUCAAAUCCACGAGAAAAUGGUGGUAUAUUCGAUGUAAAGAUGCAUUGUGCAACUGGACUGUGCGUGCAGAAGGAAUAGAUGGGUCUACAUAUUUCAUGAUCAACCAAUGUGAUGGAAGACAUUCAUGUGCUCCUUCAAAGAAAAGGAAAUUCGGAAAAACAGCAUCAGCAAGAACAAUUGGGACUCUGAUACAACAUCGAUUUGAUGAUGCAAACGAUGGCCCAAAACCGAAUGACAUCAUUCAAUUUAUGAGAAUGGAGCAUAGUUGUGAGAUUACUUAUUGGCACGCUUGGGAAGCUCGUGAGUUUGCUAUUGCAGCUGCUAGAGGUAUACCAGAUCGCAGUUACUCUAAAAUACCAGCAUAUCUGCAUAUGAUUAAAGAAGCAAAUCCUGGUACGCAUACUCACUAUGAAACUAAUGAGAAGGGAAGAUUCAUGUAUCUAUUUAUGUCAUUUGGGCAAUCAGUUAGAGGAUUCUACAAUGCAAUGCGAAGGGUGAUUGUUGUUGACGGAACUUUUCUGAAAAAUAAAUACAAAGGGACACUUCUUGUUGCUACUGCUGUAGAUGGUAACUCUAAUUUGUAUCCGAUUGCAUUUGGGGUUGUUGAUUCAGAGAAUGACGAUUCUUGGGGGUGGUUCUUCAGACAGUUGAAAGUGGUUAUUGCUGAUUGUCAAGACCUAGCUUUUGUCUCAGAUAGAAAUGCGUCUAUUUCUAAAGCUAUUGGGACUGUCUACCCUCGAUCAGCACAUGGAAUUUGCAUUCAUCACUUAUUGACCAAUGUGGUCUCAUUUUUCAAGACAAAAGGAUUGACUGCGUUGGUAGAAAAGGCUUCACGGGCAUAUAGAUACACUGAAUUUCAAGAACGUAUCACCGAAAUUUUUGAUAUGAGUCCUGAGCUUGGAAGAUAUCUACGGGAGGCUGAUGUGCGCAAAUGGGCUCGUUCUCUCUUCCCUGGUUCCAGGUAUGACAUUAGGACCACGAACCCUGCAGAGUCUAUAAAUUCAGUUCUUAGAAUACCUAGAGAAUAUCCGGUUAUUCCUUUGCUUGAUAGUAUAAGAGAACUGUUGACUCGAUGGUUCUAUGAGCGUCGCUUGUUAAGCUCAAAGCAUCUAGAUCCUUUAACCGCUAAGGUGGAGAGAAAGAUUGAUAGGAGAAUUGUGAAGGCAAAAGGAUUCCAGGUUUACAAGGUUGACAACUUCAGAUCGGUUGUAAAAGGAGACAUAUAUGAUUGUCAUGUUGAUUUGGAAAGAAGAACAUGCACAUGUGGUAAGUAUGAUAUAGGAAAAAUUCCUUGCCGACACGCCAUUCCUGCAAUUUAUUCACGAGGUAUGGAAGUGCACAGAUUCACUGACGCCUUAUACAGCACUGCAGCGUGGAGAACCGCCUAUGCAGAUUCCAUUAAUCCAAUAGCAGUUGUAGAGUCAGAAUGGAAUGUCCCUGCUGAGGUUAAACUUGCAAAGGUUUUACCACCAAAGACAAGAAAGAGUGCUGGUCGACCAGUAAAGAGAAGGUAUGAAUCAGUAGAAGACAAGAUCGCAUCUUCUCAAGGAUCAAAGAAGAAUAAAAAGCAUAAGUGUAGCCGUUGUGGAACUGAAGGACACAAGAGAGGAACAUGCGAUUUACCCAUCUAGUUUGUUAUGUGUCUGCAUCUGUCUCUGUUUUUUUCUUUAUUGCUUUUGAAACAAUUUGAUCUUCUGUUUAAGAACCUAUUUGACAAUUUGGUAUUUGCUAAACUAUAGAGACAAAUCGAUUUAUUCUA